This is a messenger RNA of Trichoderma atroviride IMI 206040, 1729 nucleotides long. The record is from RefSeq and is a predicted model, not a curated record. NCBI's taxonomy places the organism in Eukaryota, Fungi, Ascomycota, Sordariomycetes, Hypocreales, Hypocreaceae.
AUGAACAAUAAAUACACCACAAAGGGCCUCUCACCCCCUCCAGAUGUCUCUGUGACCACGAUGCCCAUGGCCGGCCUCCUGGUCGACGUCUACGGCCUACAAGAGCUUCCCGCAUCAGCAGCGCCGACAACAUGCCUGUGGCUCCUUCACCCGCGGACACGCACCAGGGCUGUCAUGAAUGAUAUUGCCAGGCGGGCAAUCCACUCCUGGAAUCAGAAAGGACAAGAGCGAGGGCUUGUGGCCCUGGCCUUUGACAUGCCCAACCACGGCACGAGAAUGGUGAGCGCAAAGGCCAACCUGGCGUGGGACGAGGGCGAGGGCAAUGAGAACCACGCCAUCGACAUGUUUGGUCUGGUCAAGGGCGGGAUGCGGACCAUGGGCGGGUUGAUGGACCAGGUGGGAAGCUAUCUCGGGAGGCAAGUCGAUGCCCAUGUGUGUCUGGGAUGGAGUCUGGGGGGGCAUGCGGUGUGGCAGGCGUGGUUUGGAGAGGAGAGGAUCGAUGCUGGAGUGGCGAUUGUAGGGUGUCCGGAUCUCACAAACAUGAUGGCCAGUCGAGCCGAGCUGUCCAAGCUGGACUGUGGCGAGGCUGGCUUCCUGGGGAGCAAAUACUUCCCUGCUGACUCCGUCGCCACGGCUCGCAAGUUCGAUCCCAAGGGCAUCCUAUUCGGGACCGACGCCAUUCCUGCUCUGCCGCUCUCGUCGGCUGAACAGGAUCGUCUUCGCGGCAUCUUUGACAGCCGCGUCCGGGGCAAGAAGCUGCUUCUGUGCUCGGGCGGGGCUGAUGAGCUGGUGCCGUACUCCAAGGGGGAGGCUUUCAUCAGGCUGUUGAAGGAUGCGGCAGGCGGAUGGUAUGCUGAUGGAGGCGUUGAGGUUGACGAUAGAGUGUAUGAGGGCGUGGGACACAGAUUUGCGGCGGACAUGGUGAAUGAUGCGGUUGCGUUUUUGGUGAGGGCGGUGGCGGAGGGGCCGAGGCAGAGGAGGAAGGAUGCUGAGAGUAGAGCGAGGAUGUAGAUUGAGUUUGAUGCAAGAUGCUUCUAUUUAUGUGGCUCUGCUAAAAGUCUAGAUAUAAGAUGGUGUCUAAAGAAUAAUGAACAAUACCGAUAGUUCCAUCACCAUGGCCGUGGAGCAUCGUCGACCAACGCCUCCAUCUCACCCUCCCCUCUCGUAACCAAGCCCCCUUUACCGAACCCGUCCACCUCGUCUUCAAAAACACCCUGCCAUACUGCCCACGGAUUUCUAUUCGCUCUCUUUCCAGCCAAUUUCUCUCCCCGUCCGUGAGGAUCAGCCGUCCAUUCAUCCACCGCCUGUCCCACGCCUUUCAUCGCAACUUUGUUCUCGCCAUUAAUCAUACCAGGCGGAUCGAUGCCCAAGAAUCUUGUCCUCUCGAUUGGAAAUUCAAUGGCAGCACAAUGGCCAUCUAUGAAGCGGGGCCUCUUGAAAUCGUGAGAGACAAUGGUUAAAGAUAGGGGCCAGGCUUUGAAGCGCGUGUAGAAGAGGGUGAGGCUGAAGAGCACAUUGUGGUACGAGUCUAAUGCGCGGUCUUCGAUGAGGAUUUUUGAUGAAACAACUUUGGAAACCGUUUGUGGCUUUGAGCUGGGCUUGUUGAUGAAGACGUGGUCGAAUAAGUUGUGCGCUGCGGCGAGGUUGCUGUAGCUUUGGGCUUCACUUAGAGCUGUUUCUUUGCGGGUUGGGCCGCUGUAGUUGAAGAGCAGAGAGAAUGUUAGCAUGA